This is a messenger RNA of Carassius gibelio (silver crucian carp), 827 nucleotides long. RefSeq names its product apolipoprotein C-II (gene apoc2). Gene Ontology annotation, biological process: lipid metabolic process; lipid transport. The record is from RefSeq and is a predicted model, not a curated record. The transcript has 4 exons. The coding region runs from base 69 to 368 and encodes 99 amino acids. Gene Ontology annotation, cellular component: chylomicron. Lineage: Eukaryota; Metazoa; Chordata; Actinopteri; Cypriniformes; Cyprinidae. Gene Ontology annotation, molecular function: enzyme activator activity.
GCCAAGGAGUUUUGCCGCUAACCUGUCUGACACACUUUCUGCAGAGGAGAAACUCUAUACCUGUCAUUAUGAACAAGCUACUGGUUAUCACAGCUGUCAUUGCUUUCCUUGCUCUGGGAGCGGAGAGCUUCCGUGUGCCCAGGCAAGCUGAGGAGGAGAGAGGCACCAUUUCCACUGUGGUGGACACACUUAAGUCCUACUACGACCAGAGUGUUGACACUGCCAGCGGUUAUGUUGAGACCAUCAAGGGCUACAAGCUGAACGAGAAAGCCAAGAACCUGUACGACGACACAGUUCGUGCUGUCAGCACCUAUGCCGGCAUUUCCUACGACCAGCUUUACCACAUGUUGUACCCUCAGGAAAGCUAAAUCACAUACUAUCGCACCUCAACAGAACUCAAUGUCUUUAUGGUCUUGAGUCUAUCACCACCCUGGAACUACAACCACAUGAACCCCAGAAGAAGACGGCACUGAGGUGAAAGCAUGACUGUUGGCUCCAAUGGCCUGUUACCUUUGCACUGUCAAAAAUACUGCACAAGCACAUAGCACCCUGACAAACAUCAGUGGAUAAAUAUAAUGUGACGGUUUGGGGUAAAAUCAAACAUAAUGCUCAACCACAAUCUGUUUUUGGAUGAAGAUCAGAGACCCUUUGCUGCUGACUGUUACCUGGCGCCCUCUAUCGUACGUCCAGGUUAAAACAGACUCAUCUACUUUUUCAUUGUAGUUUAUCUGUACAGAUUAAAGAAAUCUUUGUAUAAUAUCAACUUUUAGUGGUUCUAUGUCCAUGAGCAUUAGCAAAUUGCAAUAAAACUCCACAUUUGUAGAAAA